CCUCUGAGUGCUUCUGGACUAGACAGUUUUCCAGGACUCCACUCUCUCCCGGGCUGUGGGACAAGCCACUGGGUUCUCCCAAGGAUAAACUACCUCCAUCAAGGACGUACCCUUGGUUAAACCAGCUGCUGUCAGGUGGGAAUGAGAUCCCGAAACCAGGGCGGGGAAAGUUCCCCCGGUGGGCAUAUCUCCUGCCCCAAGUCUUCCACCAUCAGCAAUGCUGAUGGCAAGAGUCUCUCAGAAGACACCAGAAAGAACAGGUCCCACAGGAAGGAGGAGGACGGCGUGGCCUCAGGAACUGUCAAACGGCAUGUGAGACCGUCCGGAGAAGGCGAACAGCAGAGCGCGCAGUCCCUGGAGCUGUCCAAGGAGGACCUCAUCCAGCUGCUCAGCAUAAUGGAAGGGGAGUUACAGGCCAGGGAGGACGUGCUCCACUUGCUGAGGACAGAGAAAACCAAGCCCGAGGUUCUGGAGGCGCAUUACGGGUCCGCGGAGCCUGGGAAAGUGCUGCGGGCGCUGCACCGCGACGCCCUCCUCGCCCGGGAGAAGUCCCUCGGGGGAGAUGUCUACGAGAAACCGAUUUCAGAGCUGGACAGACUCGAGGAGAAGCAGAAGGAGACCUACCGGCGCAUGCUGGAGCAGCUGCUGCUAGCGGAGAGGUGCCACCGGCGCACCGUGUGCGAGCUGGAGACCGAGAAGCACAAGCACACGGACUACAUGAGCAAGAGCGAUGACUUCACCAACCUGCUGGAGCAGGAGCGUGAGAGGUUGAAAAAGCUCCUGGAACAAGAAAAGGCUUACCAAGCCCGGAAGGAAAAGGAAAACGCCAAGAGGCUCAAUAAACUACGAGAUGAGCUUGUGAAGCUCAAGUCCUUCGCACUGAUGCUGGUGGAUGAAAGGCAAAUGCAUAUUGAGCAACUUGGCCUGCAGAGCCAGAAAGUUCAGGAUCUCACUCAGAAACUGAGGGAAGAGGAAGAGAAGCUCAAAGCCAUUACUUCCAAGUCCAAAGAAGACAGGCAGAAACUGCUCACGUUGGAAGCGGAUUUUGAACAAAAGGCUUUGAGGUUUUCCCAAGAGCAUGAAGAGAUGAACGUGAAGCUGGCUACUCAGGAGACUCACAACAGGCAGCUUAGACUCAAGCUGGUCGGCUUGUCCCAAAGAAUCGAGGAGCUGGAAGAGACCAACCAACAUCUUCAAAAGGCAGAGGAAGAACUGCAGGAACUCAGAGAGAAGAUUGCCAGGGGGGAAUGUGGCGGCUCCAGCCUCAGGGCGGAGGUGGAAAACCUCCGGAAGCGCGUGCUCGAGAUGGAGGGUAAGGACGAGGAGAUCACUAAGACUGAGGCCCAGUGCCGGGAGCUGAGGAAGAAGCUGCAGGAGGAGGAGCACCACAGCCGGGAGCUCCAGCUCGAGGUCGAGAAGUUGCAGAAGAGGAUGUCCGAGCUGGAGAAACUGGAGGAGGCAUUUAGCAGGAGCAAAGCCGAGUGCAGCCAGCUGCACCUCAACCUGGAGAAAGAAAAGAACUCGGGCCAAGGCCUGCUGAACGAGCUGGAGGCGGUCAAGAGCCGCGUCAAGGAACUGGAGUGCUCUGAAAGCAGGUUGGAAAAGGCUGAACUCAGCCUAAAAGACGACCUGACAAAGCUGAAGUCGUUUACUAUGAUGCUGGCGGAUGAAAGGAAAAACAUGAUGGAGAAGAUAAAGCAAGAAGAGAGGAAAGUGGACGGGCUCAAUAAAAACUUUAAGGUGGAACAAGGAAAGGUCACGGAUGUGACCGAGAAACUGAUCGAAGAAAGCAAGAAGCUUUUAAAGCUGAAAUCUGAAAUGGAGGAGAAGGUGUACAAUCUGGCGAAAGAGCGAGAUGAAUUAAUAGGCAAACUGAAGAGUGAGGAAGAGAAAUCCUUGGGAUUGAGCUGCAGCGUCGACCUGCUGACGAAGAGGCUGGACGGGGCAGGGGGAGAAGGCGGGGAGACCACAAGGGGGGCGCCCCGAGCGGGACCGGAGCCCGCCGGCCCGGAAGACAACAGGGUUCGGGACCUGACGCUGGAGGUCGAGAGGUUGAGGCAGCGCCUCCAGCAGCUGGAGGUGGUGGAAGGCGACCUGAUGAAGUCGGAGGAUGAGUACGACCGGCUGCAGCAGAGAUUCAGGACGGAGCAGGACAAGGCCAACUCCCUCUCCCAGCAGCUGGAGGAGGUGAGGCGCCAGAUGGCCAAGGGCAGGGCCGUGGAGCGCGGGGAGGCCGCGGGCCAGGAGGCCGAGCUGAGGCACAGGUUCCGGCUGGAGGAGGCCAGAAGUCGGGACCUGGAUGCCGAGGUGCAGGCCCUCAAGGAGAAGGUCCACGAACUGAUGGGCAAGGAGGACCAGCUCUCCCAGCUGCAGGUGGACCACUCGGUCCUCCAGCAGCGGUUCCUGGAGGAAGAGAGCAAGAACAGAAGCCUGGGGCAGGAGGUCGUGACCCUGAGCAAGGAGCUGGAGCUGUCCAGGCGCUACGGUCGCGCGCUCAGGCCUAGCGUGGGCGGGCGGCGGCCGCUGGGCGUCCCGGUGGCAUCCACGGGGGUGCAGACCGACGCCGCGGGCGCCGGGGCGGCGGACGAGGACACGGCCGCCGUGUUCAUCCGCAAGUCCUUCCAGGAGGAGAACCACAUCAUGAGCCACCUCCGCCAGGUGGGGCUGAGGACACCCCCGGAGCGGGCCCCCGUGCUGGACAGGUACCCGCCGGCCGCCGGCGAGCUCACGCCGAGGCGGUCCUGGGCCCCGUGGACGAGGAGGCGGGAGCCCGCUCCGGAGAAGGGGGGCCCCGGGGGGCGGCCGGCAGCCCCCAGGCAGGGCCAGCCGCUGCACAUCCGUGUCACGCCCGACCGCGGGAGCAGCACGGCCACCCUGGAGAUCACCAGCCCGUCCCCCGAGGACUUCUUCUCCAGCACCACCGUCAUCCCCACCCUGGGGGGCCAGAAGCCCAGGAUAACCAUUAUUCCGUCCCCGAAUGCCAUGUCCCGAAGACCGAAGGGUGGAGAGGCGCCUCUGGGCACGGAACGGGCCGUGUCCCCCGUCACCAUCACCACCUUCUCCAGGGAGAAGAGCCCCGAGGGCGGGAGGGGCGCUGACAGGCCCACGUCCCCCAUCCAGGUGACCGUGGCCACGUCCGCAGCGCCAGCGGAGACAGCGGCGCCUCCUGAGGCCCCGGAGGCGCCCGCGGGCCGCACAGUCCUCAGAGUCACCCCGGAGAAGCAGGCCGCCCCGACCCGCACACGACAGUACAAUGCCAACGCCAACAUCAUAACCACGGAGGACAAUAAAAUCCACAUCCACUUAGGUUCUCAGUUCAAGCGGUCGCCUGCGACUUCAGCCGAGGGAGCGAGUCCCGUCAUCACCGUCCGGCCCGUCACGGUGACAGCCGAGAGGGAGGCCCCCACUGGCACCGUCCUCCGCGCCCCCAGGAACCACCUGUCGCCGCGACCUGGCGGAAGCAAAGUGACCAGCACCAUCACCAUCACGCCAGUCACGGCCUCCCCCACCCGAGGCGCGCAGACUGCGUCAGGACAAGACGGGGCGUCCCAGCGGCCUGCACCCACCCGCAUCCCCAUGUCAAAAGGUAUGAAAGCAGGAAAGCCAGUAGUGGCCCCGGGAGCAGGAAACCUGGCCAAACCCGAGCCUCGAGCUGAGACUCAGUCUGUGAAAAUAGAGCUGAAGAAGCCCGCAGCCGGCAGCAAGGCCUCUCCCGGAGGGGGGACGGGCUGAGGGAUGCCGAGGGAAAGCAUCAUCAUUCACCAGUUGCGUAUGAACUCCCGAUGAACUGGUAAACCAAGCCCAAACGGGGUGUGUGUACUUCUUCUGAAUCCCUGUUGAAUGGAUAGCAUUUCUACAGCCUCAUCAUCACUGAGGUGCUUCAUGCUACUGAUCACUACUGGAAAUAAUUUUCUACGUUAAGUGAUUUUUUUUUUGAGGAUAUAAUUUAAAAGCUGAAAACGACAUUGUUGAUAAUAUGAAAAUAGCCAGAGCGAUUCAAUCUUUGUGUUAAAAGAAAUUUCCUUUAGCAAAGCUUUCAGGUCCAUGGGCACAUGCUAUGUAAUUUAUUUUUCUAAUACACUUUGUAAUGUGAUUUUUUCCCUGAAGUGUUUCCUUUUUCAUAGUCUGUGGCACAUAUAUCUGUAGAAUACACUGUAGGUUCUUCAAAGUAUUGACUUUGGUGCAUUCAGAAUGGUAAAUGGUAACUAUUUCCUUUGGUACGUUGGUUAGUUCUGAAGGAUUUCCCAGGAUAAAUUCAAGAGGUGAAACCGAAGCAGGAGGUUCUGGGAGAGGUUGUUUACUGCUGUUCCGUGCAGUCAUAGUUUGCGUCACGGUUCAGCACUAACAAACUCUGAUUUAAGAGUUUACUUUCAAAUACUUAAAGUCAGUGUCUAACGUUGCUCUUUCUGAUGUUCUCUGCCAAAAAACCCCAGAGGAACUGGUUUUCACAUGGAACGAAUUAGCAAAAGGAGAUGUAUGGGGUUCAACCAGCACGGGUUAUAGGAACAGCUUUGACUGAGAGUUCAAGUACAUUUAUGUUUUCAUUAUUUGCUUAUAUGUGCCUGACUGAUGUUUUUCACAAUCUACCCAAACCAAACCCUGAAAACAAAAACUGACCUAGAUAAUAUCAGCAUCUUUUUAAAAAAUGGUAAGAGAAAUCCCUAGAUAACUUUUUUUCCCCUCAGUAGAUAGGAUUUAGACAGAUUUUCCUAGCCCCUGAUAAGUUGGAGAAUAUAUUCUUUGAAGAUAAAAUGCACACAUGCACUCCUCAAAUCUGCAUGUCAGAGCUGCUGUCGAGUUCAGGCCUCUGUGUGAAUGUGCAUCUGAAGCCUUCUUUAAGUCCCAGUAGAGGUUUUUAAAGACUUUGUUAAUGUAGACAUUUUCAAUGAGGUCUUUAAAAGGAUGCUUUAAAGAAAAAUGAGGAAUUGACACAUCAGUUUCCAAAUGCAGAAAUCCUGGAUCCUGUCAUGUCACCGAGAUUCAGGAAAGAAGGCUUCAAAGCAUCCGAAGGGCAGCUAACACCCCACAAGCAAUGCUGUUGGCCCAUUUCUUCAGUUUGCAGGUUGUGACCAGGCCUAGAGGCCAUAGCGGGGAGUCCGCACUGAGUCUCUAGAAUAGAAAAAAUAAUGUCGAAUUUCCUCCACUGUGUCACUUUGGAAUGUUUUAAGGUGUACUUUGUGGAAUUCUCAAGUCCCCUUCAAUAGGUAUUAUAAAUUAAAGAACUGUAUUUUAUAUAAAAUUAGUUUUGAUUUUUGUAAGUAAGGAAGUGCUACAGUAGGCUUGUCCUAGCUUGAAUGAUGAUAAGCACAUCCCAUAACCUGCAGAGCUUUUGAUUAUUGGUAAAGAAAACUAUGGAGUGUACGUGUGAAGAGUUAAAAAAUUGUUAUAAGUUUUGUGUUCUGAAGAUGUUUCUGAACUGUAAUGGCAUUUUCAAAUGUAAAAGGGUUUUAUUUAGUGUCGUUAUCUUUUCUGACUCACAGUUAAGUUCCCUGUUGGCCAAUGUGUAUACUUCUGAUGGCAAAAACAUUCUGACGUAUCACAGGUUGGCUUUGUAGCAAAUAACUUCCUCAAUUUGUGGGGAUCCUAUUAUACUAAUAGUAGAAAGGCUAGAAGGUAAGACUUUAAAUACUACUUGACUUAUUUAAACUAUCACAAGUAAUUUAUGUAUAUUUGGAGCUGAAGUUUUUAUUUCUCCUGAAUUUAUAAUGAAAUUUGGUACUUGGUGGUGCAGUCAUUUUGACGCAUGCUCAGUUUCUUCCUCCCCAAACUAUGACUAAGUCUUCUGUUUAAACCCAGAUGUAAUCCGAGUGACAGAUGAGAAAAAUUAAUUAAAAAAUUAAUUGUUCUGAAAUAAAAGAAUGUUAAAAACAAACAGAAAAUGGAAAUCACAGAGUAGCCAUAUCAUUAUCUAAUGAAUAAACAAGAUCAUAAGUGGUUAUAGCCCAAUAUCUACAUCCAAUUGAAAAAAAUUGCUCCCACACACAAUCCUGGCACCAUCCUAGACUCACAAAAUUUCUUUAUCUUUUAUUCAGAGUAAAUCUCCAAUCAUCAGUAUGAAUAAGAAUAAUUUUUUUGAAUGGAAUAAUUAUGUUUUCUGAAAUAUAGUCAGCAUCUUCAGUUUAAGGCAUGGUAGUUGAACUAAUCCAUUAUUCUACCCUUUUCUUUUUGAUAAAAAAAGUGUUUUUUGAAGGUCCUUUCUGCAGGUACCCUUUCUUCAAAUAGUUAAUAAAAUACCAGGGUUUCAUGAAUAUAGCAGAGUAAAUAUUCCAGUGUUAGAUGCCUGGAAUGUUCACAAAAAUGUGAAAAACGAAUUGUGUUUUAGGAGAACCAUAAAGGAAAAUAUUCACGGUGUGGAACAUCUAGCUUAAACGUUAAGAAAGAGCCCCAACACUACCAAAGUGUCUCAGAGCCUCUGAAAAUCCAUGGCAGAGCACGAGUGAGGGUGCAUCAGACAGUGCGAUAUGCUUCAGCCCGUUCUCCUUGUCUGUGGUUGAGCUUUCCUGGGAAUGAACAAAAAACAUAGCAAAAGUUAGGUGUGUUCAUGAAUUUGACGGGGAACACUUCUAAAAAUAACAAAAACGCAGAAUGUAAGUCUGGGAAGAGCACAGUGGACCCCCGAAGCCUGUGUCCCCCUCAGGGCCCCGGCCCAGGCUGUGCCUCUGCUGAACAAGCUGGGGAGCAGACGGGAGACAUGACAAAAACUGGUGUGAUAAAGUCAUAGGGACUGGGAGAGUUUCAUAGGACUUUGUUUAGUUACCACUGACAUUUUAUUUUCUUAAAUUUUCAGCAUUUACUCUGUAACUACAUGAUGAUAACUGUUUGUUACUUGGGGGAAAACUUUAGAUUCACAAGUUUGAACAGAAAUGUUUACAGGUGCCAAAACAUGAUGCUUUUCUUUUCUUUUUUUUUUGUUUAUGUUAUUGGGGUAAUUUUAUCUUACCAUUCACAGAUUUUGUGUGUUCUUUUUUUUUUCUAACAGUGCAGACUUGUAUUUACUUGGAUUUUGUUUUUAAAAUAUCAGAUGUUAGCUUCUCCAGCGUUAAGAGGUUUACAGGGUGGUCAGAUAUUCUUAGAAGUCUUGCAGGUAUAAUGGAUUUUCACAAGCAAAAAUUGCAUUGAUGAAUCGUGGAGUUCGAGUCUAUUUUUGCAGCAUUCUCACUUUUGUCUCCUUUAAGUUUCCUGAGUACAUAAGAAGUUAUCAGUUUUUGCUACAGCCGAGUGAAUUUAUGCAUAUGUACUUGUCUUUUCUAUGAAUGUAAUAUCCUUCUUUCAGUUCCUCACAGGUUAUUGAAAUCAUGUAGCCAAUUAAGGCAUUCUCUCUGUGUUAUUUCCAAAGUCAACUUUGUCUAUCAAAAUCUCACCAGAGAGAAAAAUGAAAUUGUGAUAUAAAAGCAAUGUGCAAUAUUCUUUUUUGAGUUGGAAUAUUCAUAAAAUUAAAGUAAUCUAAAAUGAAUAUUCAACCUUCACCUUCUUUUUAUUUAAAAUAGUUUUCAGUUCUGCGUUUCAUACUUUGUUAAACAUAAGGUGUUUUACACUGAAGAAGCAGAAGCCGGGGGCCAAGAGAGACGGCUCUCCUCUGAGUUACACCAUAGUUCGGUUCUCUAGUAAGAAGGAAGCUGCAGGUCAGCAAGGACGGAACUGGUCACAGGGCUUCCUGCCCCCCCUUAUCCUCACCACGGCCGCGCCGGUCGGUGUCGGGUGUUGGGCUGUCGGCCCACGCCCUCUGCUCCCAGCCGGAAGGGAGCUUACUCGGGAGCGCAGAAGCCCAACCUCCAGCCCAGCUCUUGCAGAGGGAGCUGAGUAGCGGGGUCAGCAAAGUGGGACGGGUGAUGGUGGCGUGGUGCUUUGACCCCUUUUAUUUGUCAGUCUUGUGCUAUAACUGGUGGGCCAUGGCCAUAGCCAAUCCGAACUUAUCGUUGCCUUAUUGGAGAUGAAGGAACGGGCUUCGCCUGUGUGUUGUUUAAAACUGAGCGUAUCAAAGGGCAGACAAGGAUGUCUGCAUGAAGAUGCUUUCCACAGGGAAGCUGUGCAUGUUAGGGGUCUUGCCACAGACAGCGCAGUGGCCUCCCCUCUUGGAGGGGUGCAGCCCUUUGGUACACAUGAAGCAAAUAUGGCUUAAGAGCGCUGGCCAGAAGUCAUUGUUUAUUUCAUGACUUCCCAGGAGAAGGGGUCUCAGGCUUUGUGCCAUAUUUGCUCAAAUGGAAUUGCUCCCUUGAGCUCUGGGCUAGAGUCACCUUUACCGAGCACUAGAAUGUUCCUUCGUGCAGAGAAACUGAAGCGACGUCCCCGGGCCCACGCGUGUCAGCAGGAGGGCACAGUGCCCUGUGAUCGUUUCUGCCUCUGUUGCUCUGAAUGUCAUUAGCGUCUACUUUUGAGGUUUGUAUUUAAUGAUAUUCCACGGAGCCUAUGAAGCAUGCCCAACACUGGGCCCCAACGGGGGCGACGCUCCCUGUCUGCACGGUUCCAGGCACAGCAACCCCAUCUACAGAGAAUGGUUGGAGCCCAGCUCCCUCGAGUUCCCAGGCUUCCUUUUUAAAAGAUAAUCAGUCCGACUUUAGUUUCCCCUGCCAUUAUUUCCAGUAUUCCUUUCAGAGAUAGCAUCUCCGAGAAGAUACUUUCUUCUUACUCUUCAGCGGUCCAUUUACCCCAUUCUGGUGUGUAUGGAGCCUUGGUGCACAAAGCUGUUCCCUCGGUUUGUAUGCUUCUUAAAGGCAGGACCUGGGUCUCUCUCGGAAACGGAGGAUGCUCGAGAUCUCAUUUCCAGGGUGACGACCUGCUGCGAUCUUGCUUGAGAAAAAGAACCAUCAGCCAGGAGAGCCAGUAUUGCAAAUCAUAGUAAGAGUAGUAUAAGGUUCACCUUUCUCUGUGUUCCUCUACUUUGAUCCCAUUUCUUAUUUCUUUGGUGGAGAACCAGAAUAUCACUCAGACCUUAGGACGCAUUUCCUCACAGUUUAGUCUGUGACGUCAGGAAGAGGAUGGGCUGUGGGACCUCCUGGGCCUCCAGUGACCACUGCACACACACCUUGUAUGGCAACGACCUCUUCACAUUUCAACUGCUUGUUGGUAAGUGGUCUUUCCCAUGAAAAUGUGAGUUCACUGAGAGAAGGUAAGGUUAGUUCAUCAAGAUUUAUUGAGUGCCCUCAUGUCCAAGGCACUUUGCCAGAUGUUGGAGAAACAGAAAUGAAUAAAAAGAGUCUCUGACCUUGAGAAGCUUGUUUCUAAUAGGAAAGACAGACAGAAAGAGGUAUUUUUCAAUACUCUGGUCAGUGCAAGGAUAGAGGUAUAUAUAAGGUGCCUUGAGCUCGGAGCACAGCUUUUAGCACAGUCUGAGGGACAAAGAAAGAUUCCUCAAAUUGGCUGCUGACCUGAAUCUUGAAGGAUGAGGAGGAAUUAGCAAAGGCAGCAGGGCCUGAAGCGGGGAGCGGUGGGUUGCUGACUGGAUUUAGCAACACAAUGAAUGCAGAUUAUUCCCAGAAGAUUCAGUGAUGAUAAAAAUGAUGGGGAGCAUCUGCAGAACUCCUGUGUCAUCCUCACAGUGUGAUGGUCAGAGGGAAGCCCCGGGGGCCAUGGUCUUCGCUGUCAUAAAUAUUUAGUUCCAUUGAGUAAGAAAAAGUGUUUCACUUCUCAGGCUCAAUAAAUGUUGAGUUUCACAUCAUCAUUUAAGUCCAUUUUGUGAAAGUUGUCCUUCAAGAUACGUUAGAGUUAUCUUAAAGAAAUAAACAGUAAUUUAUUAUUAUGUAUAAUAAAUGAGUGCCUUCCUAGGUAACAGUGACCCCAGUGUUUCAAAGAACAAAUACAGUGGACCCUCAAACAGCAUAGGCUUCAACUUAUACAUGGAUUUGUUUUUUCAACAAAUAUAUUGGAAAAAGUUUUGGAGGUUGGCAACAGUUUGAAGAGACAUUUUCUAUUCUCUUGCUUACUUUAUUGUAAAAAUUCAGUGUAUUGUACAUGUGACAUACAAAGUAUCUGUUAAUAGGCUGUUUAAGUUAUUGGUAAGGCUUCCAGUUAACAACAGCCAAUUGUUAAGUUUCUGAGGAGUCAAAGUGUGGACUUGGGUUGGCCCCUCUAAGCCCCGCAUUGUUCAAGGGUCAACGGAAAUGAAAAACACCUGCCACAGCGCCUCCAUCCUGGAUUUCCAAUAACUUAGAGUUUAUAAGAACAGAAAAGUAUAAGUGGGUCUAAAAAUAGUUUAAACAUAUGAUUUUUAAGGGAUUAAACAUUUUUAAAGAUCUACUUUCCUGCAUCUCUCAAUUCUCAGAGAGUAAAGAAAGUCUCUUCCUUCUUCUACUUCUCCCCUUUCAAAAAUAAUUUCACCAUAUGCAUGUAACAGAAGUCAAAAGGCAGUCAACCAAGAUGGCAACAUCACAUUUGAAGGGAAGACUCUAUCUAUAAUUGGUAUCUAUAAAUGGGAUGUAAUCAACCGAGAAAUUCUACACAGUGAAAGUCCAAAGUCUGAGGUCUCAUUAGAAUUACAUUCUGUCAUUUCAAGUAUGGAAUUAUAAGAAAUGAAACCUUACUUCCUUCCCAAAUCAAUGUUCUUCGGUUGUAUACUAUGAAUUUUGGUGUCAUUGCUCUUAAAACUAGCCAUUAAAAUAUCUUCUUUGACCUGUA
Manis pentadactyla (Chinese pangolin) is the source of this 10611-nucleotide messenger RNA. RefSeq names its product filamin A interacting protein 1 (gene FILIP1). The transcript is spliced from 7 exons. The record is from RefSeq and is a predicted model, not a curated record. NCBI's taxonomy places the organism in Eukaryota, Metazoa, Chordata, Mammalia, Pholidota, Manidae. The coding region runs from base 142 to 3732 and encodes 1196 amino acids.